UCCUUCCUUCUCUCUCUCCCCCCUCAAAAGCUUUGAAGCGCUCAAGUUAAAAGCUGAAACAAAAACCAGAGCCUGCUUUGCCAUACGUGCUUCGGUGGUGUGCUUUAAUCAUCGCAAGGUCUCUGUGAAGGCUUGAAGGGAAGAUAAUUUCCAUGUGCAGCGGUUCCAAGAGGAAACCCUCUCAAGCAGGUUUCGUUAUGGAGGAUGAAUAUGGGAAAGAAGAGGGGCUGCAUCACAAUACUUAUGUCUUGCUUGAACUUGCAGCCUCAGAUGAUGUUGCGAGUUUCAAAGAUGCAGUUGAGCAAGAGGGUCUUGAUGUCGAUGAGGCUUGCCUGUGGUAUGGUAGGAGGAUUGGCUUAAACAAAUUGAGCUAUGAAGAGAGGACUCCUCUCAUGAUUGCUGCCAUGUUUGGAAGCAAGGGCGUGCUAAGUUAUAUACUCGAAACCGGUCAUGUUGAUGUUAACAGGACUUGUGGAGGAGAUGGGGCUGCAGCCCUUCAUUGUGCUGUUGCUGGGGGUUCAGCCUCAUCCCCUGAGGUUGUAAAGCUUUUGCUUGAUGCACGUGCAGAUGUUAGUGCCGUUGAUGCUAAUGGUAACCAACCUUGUGACUUGAUUGUUUCUGGGGCUAAUUCGAUCUUCAAUUCAAGGAAGAGGAUCCUUCAAACCAUACUGAAAGGUAAGGAUGUUAUUGAUGGGGCAUGUCUCCCAUUUGAGGAUACCGUUAGCCAGAUGGAGCAACAGAAACAGCCAGAGAUGGCUGCAUCUCAUGUUUCGAAAGAUGUGACUGAGAAGAAGGAUUAUCCUAUUGAUCUCUCUCUUCCUGACAUAAAGAGUGGGAUUUAUGGUACUGAUGAGUUUAGGAUGUAUACAUUCAAGGUAAAGCCUUGCUCAAGGGCUUAUUCUCAUGAUUGGACUGAGUGCCCCUUUGUUCAUCCAGGGGAAAAUGCUAGGCGACGGGAUCCUAGAAAGUAUCAUUAUAGCUGUGUCCCUUGUCCAGAGUUUCGGAAGGGAUCAUGCAGCAAGGGAGAUGCCUGUGAAUAUGCACAUGGUAUUUUUGAGUGCUGGCUUCACCCAGCCCAGUAUCGCACACGGCUUUGCAAGGAUGAGGGUGCUUGCACCAGAAGGGUUUGCUUUUUUGCUCAUAAGCCUGAGGAGCUUCGCCCCUUGUACCCUUGCACUGGGUCAGCUAUACCUUCUCCCAGAUCAUUUUCAUCUAGUUCUUGUUCAUUGGAUAUGGGAUCGCUUAGCCCACUCUCACUGGGUUCGUCAUCUGUCAUGAUACCUCCAGUCUCAACACCACCUCUUACUCCUUCUGGUGCAUCUUCUCCUGUUGGUGGAACCAUGUGGCAGGCCCAAUCUAAUGGUGGGGUCCCUACCCUGCAACUGCCAAGAAGCAGACUAAAAACUGCUUCAAGUGCUAGAGAUGUCGAUUUAGAUAUUGCAUUACUUGGACUUGAAAAUCAACGCCGUAGGCAGCAGAUGAUGAUGGAUGAGAUUUCUGGUCUUUCCUCGCCAUCAAGCUGGAGGAGUUCUGUGCCUGAUAGUCAUUCUUUUCCUGUCUCUUUCAGUGAUCACGCUGGGGAGUUGAAUAGGUUUGCAGCAAUGAAGCCUACCAACCUUGAUGACAUUUUUGGGUCAGUUGAUCCAACAAUUGUGCCUAAAUUACAGGGAAUUUCACUCGACACUGCUGGACCUCAGUUGCAAUCUCCAACUGGGUUCCAGACGCGUCAGAAUGCAAACUUGCAUCUGCGAAGCUAUUCUUCUGGCCUUUCCAAUUCAAAUGGGAUGGGAUCGCCGUCUUCUGUGAAUGAUCCAUCUGUAUCAUCAGCAACCACAAUGGCCUUGAAUGCACGACUUGCUGCCUUUUCUAAGAGAAGCCAGAGCUUUAUUGAGCGCAGCGCAGUAAACUGGCACCCAGAGCUUUCCUCUCCGGUUUCUUCAACGACAAAGGCUUCUGCCUUAUCAGACUGGGGAUCCCCUGAUGGAAAGUUGGACUGGGGCGUCCAUGGUGAAGAGUUCAAUAAGCUGAGGAAAUCCGCUUCUUUUGGAUUUCGAAGCAGUAGGAGCACCCCAGUUCCAGCAAAUCUCGCUGAACCGGAUGUUUCUUGGGUUCAUUCACUUGUAAAGGAUGCUGCGCCGCAAGAAUCCGGUCAAUUUAGUGUUGAAGAACAGCAAAAGCAGCAACUGCAAUGCCAUCGUAAAAAUGGAACAGAUGCAGUUCCAGCUUGGAUGGAACAAAUUAACAUUGAGCAGGAGCAAAUGGUAGCAUGAAUGCAUUGUAAUUUCUUGCAUCAGCUCUCUUUCCUGUUGUGUUUAACAAGUAUAUCUAUUCAAUCAUCUUCAAAAUUCUAUAGAAAUUCAUUAUAUUUAGGCGAAAAUUUGUAGAAAGUAUAGUACAAUAAAUUCUCAGGGAAACAAUAAACUAGUUGGGCAGGACGCAAGUUCUAUGCUACACCAACCACUUGUUACUAGGAUAAUUGAUUCCAUUUCUUCUUUUCUAUUCCUGUAUUCCUAUUUUAGUUUGGUUCUAUUGAGUUGUAAUCUUAAAUUGACCGAGAAUGAAACAAGCUGUAGUGAGAUUAUGUUGUUGAUAAAUUCGCUGUGCCAAUUUGUUUCUUUGAA
Messenger RNA from Neltuma alba, 2621 nucleotides. Its product is annotated as zinc finger CCCH domain-containing protein 66. The record is from RefSeq and is a predicted model, not a curated record. Gene Ontology annotation, molecular function: metal ion binding; protein binding. NCBI's taxonomy places the organism in Eukaryota, Viridiplantae, Streptophyta, Magnoliopsida, Fabales, Fabaceae. The coding region runs from base 153 to 2270 and encodes 705 amino acids. The transcript is spliced from 2 exons.